UUAUUCUCGUAUAAUUUAGUAAAAAAUGACAGUAGUUCCAUCAGAUAUUAAUUUAAUAACCAACAAAUUAUCAACUAUUGAUAAAGUAAAAGAUAACGAGAUGAAUGAAAAUAUUGUAAAAGAAUCCGGAAAUGAUAAAGAAAAUAUCAUUGAAGAAAGUGGAGGAUAUAGCUUGCUUGGGAAUGAUAAUACGUAUUAUGUCCAACUUUACAACAAAUUUUGGCCUUAUCGGGCGCUUAAAAUUAUAAAUUGGUUUUUAUUGUUAUUGUUGGCUGUUGGAUCAGUUGUAACUGAAAGAAAUAGGCUUAUAUGGUCUGACACUUAUUGGGCAUCAGGCUACCGUUAUAACGAUAACAUUGAUGGUUCAUUUGCCUCAGGUCAAGUAAUUCUGGCUGUGUUUGGCUUAAUUACCUUAAUUGUCCAUUGUAUUGCCAAAAAAUUAUUUAAAGCUGCAAUGUCUUCAUUAAUGGAUAUGUGCUUCUUUAUAUUCUCCGUCCCAAUACUUAUUGUCUCCACUAUAAUGUUUUCAUCGAGAUCAAUGUCAUUAUAUCAUUGGUUACACCCUAAACUUGCAAAUUUUAAUUACACAUUUGAAGCAUAUGUUGACUUAACUGAAGCUGUAUCAUAUCCGUCUCUUUACCAUAAAAUAUAUAGACCAAUGGAGAAAGACGAAGAAGUUUUAGAAAGAAUUCAACGACAUAAGAGGGAAAUAAUUAUAAAUGUUUUGAUUAAUCCGACUUUUGUGGUAUUAACAGCAAUUACAAUCAUUCUCAAUAUUUUUCUGAUUUUUUGUCUCUACAAAAAAAUGCGUAAUGCAAAACUAUGGAAUGAUGGCGUUAAGGACUACUUGGCAUCAUUGCCAAAACGUUCUCCAAUUGAAACGAAAUAUGCUCAUCUUGGAAAAACAAAAAUGUUUCAAUGGUUUCUGCCAUUGUUUUUCUUAUUGGCACACGUCUACAUGCCAUUCUUUAGAAAAAAUAGAAUCAUUGUUAAACAAUUUUGGUCACCUACUAUUAUCUACUUCAUCCAUUGGCUUUUGUAUUAUACAACUUUACAUCUUCGUUACCCUAAAGGACAAACUGAUAAAGCCAUAAGAUUGUCAACCCUUUUCAUUACUGAUUUGAUUUUGUCCUACUUCCUUACCCUUCUAUUUGUAGUAAACGUAGCUAUGGAAGAAAACCCAUUAAUGGAUUUAUUCUUCAUGUUAGUAAUAAUAUUUUAUGGCCUUUAUUCUCUAAAGUUGUCAUUUAUAUAUUUACGUAACAAGAAAGGAUCUUUUAAUUUUAAAUUACCUACUUCAAUUAAAAUUAAUUUUCAAAUUAAUUUGAAAUCCGAUGAAGAAAAGAAUAAAGUUAUCGAAGAAAAAUUGGAAGAAGGAGACGAAAAGAAGGAAGAAAAUGAUGAGAAGAAAGAGAAGAAUGAGAAAUAG
Molecule: messenger RNA, 1429 nt
Organism: Meloidogyne enterolobii
Lineage: Eukaryota; Metazoa; Nematoda; Chromadorea; Rhabditida; Meloidogynidae
Source: the annotation of a GenBank genome assembly